AUUGCGUUGUCAGUAUUUGCAAGCGAUAUAAUGAGAAGGUGGAAUGUUUCAUCAUUUAUGUUUGUCUUUUGUUUGCCUUACAUAACAAGCUCUUUAGUUUCCCAAUGUUUAUUUGGGGAAAUUUAUGAUAUGGCAACCAAUUCUUGUGUAGUAUGUGCAGAAGGAUAUUCUGGACCAAAUUGUUCUAUCCGUUGCCCGUUCCCUGGAUAUGGUAAAGCUUGUCAACUUACUUGUAGCUGUGCUGAAGAGGAAUGUGAUGCUACUACCGGAUGCAUAUACAGUACAAUGGGUAUAAGACGAAAAACCGAAACUGAGACGAAAAUAUAUGAAAUAACGGAUCAUAUUGGUGUGGAUGUUCUUUCAACUCUUCAUCCAUCACAGCUGAAUAGUUUUCAAAGCACUGAUUUAUUAACAAAUGGUAAUCAAGAAAACGAACAUAAAAAUAUAUCUAGGGAAAUAGGAAUAGGGGUGUUAUCAAGUGUACUGGUUAUUCUUGCUAUUUUGUUUGGUGUGUUCAUUUUUUCAAAAAGAAAGUAUUGCCAAAAGAGCCACGAGGAAGGGUAUGAAACUCAUUAUGAAGACAUAAAUGAACUUUAAUUCUUAAUCAGAGCGCUUGAUAGGGUUACUAGUAACUUUUUCUUGCUUAGUUUCUGUAAGCUGACGCCUGACAGGGUAUGCACUUAAGCAUUAGUACUUACAAGCAGUAUUUAAAUGUGGUAAAUAUACUCCAUUCCGUAUUUACGAAUGAAAAGAGAUUUCUUAUUUUUGACAGCUAGAUUGUGUUGUUUUGUGUUCAAAACCUCAAUAAGUUUAAUAAGUGUUCUAAUAAAACUAAAUACAUGCAGUAGAGCACCAUAAAACUGUAUAUAGAGUGUAAAAAUGCAAUUAUCACUCAUUUAAGGCCAUAUAUACUGGAUAUAAGAAUGACUUCUUUGCUAUUGAAUACAAACUAUUUUCGACAAGACGAACACAUAGAUUCUGAAGAGAACUUCAAAGUGUAUUCUUUGCAGUAAACAUAUGUGCGAUUCUGCUGUUUUUAUUCGUACUACCGAAAUAGACUAAUUAAACAUUAAAAUUAUGUAAGUAAUAUAUAAUAUAUGUUAUGAUAUAAUUAAGGUAACAUGCACUACCAACUUCAGUACUUUUAAGAAAGUAUAAAUACAUGCUAUAUAUUAUUUGAUUAUCUGAUGAAGUGCAUAUGCUUGAUCUUUGUUGAUUUUUGGAAAUCUUGUCAUUCUAGUAAUUUACA
Saccostrea cuccullata (small rock oyster) is the source of this 1249-nucleotide messenger RNA. Its product is annotated as multiple epidermal growth factor-like domains protein 10. Lineage: Eukaryota; Metazoa; Mollusca; Bivalvia; Ostreida; Ostreidae. The coding region runs from base 31 to 597 and encodes 188 amino acids. The record is from RefSeq and is a predicted model, not a curated record. The transcript has 5 exons.